UUGUUAGAGAAUCUCUGAAAGGAAAAGCGACAGGAAUCUACAGAUAUGGAAUGAACUCAUGCAUAAUGUGUCUGUUAGCAUUUAGAGCUGUGUGACCCAUUGAGCGCAGGAAGGCGAUGCAACACAUAUGGUAACUGUCACCAACCACAGAAGACUUCUAAAAAGUUUGGAAAAAGUUUUUCCUCUGCUGAUCAGAGAAAAGUUUUGUGACUUCUUUUGUGUACAGUCCCUGGGCAGGCUGUCUCAGAUCAUUAACCGCACAGAGCCUUUGGGAUGAUGGGUUAGUAGGGAGUGCUGGGACUAUAUAGUCAUGAAGAGCAUAGAGGAGAGGACAGGAAGCUCUGGACUGCUGGAGGUUCUACAUUGACCUUUGCGGAGUGCGGGCGCCUCAGCUGCUCAACAUCAGGAUGGCUUUACCUUGUCACAGCUGGCUGUCCAAUGAAGGAUUAAAGCACCUCUUUCUGUUUUCCUGGCUUUCUCUCAACGCCUGGCUGUUUUGGAAAACUUUCACGCUGUACUACAGUAGCCCGCAGUACUAUUACUUGCACCAGAUGCUGGGGUUAGGAUUGUGCAUAAGCAGGGCUUCCGCCUGUGUCCUCAACUUGAACUGCAGUUUAGUCCUGUUGCCCAUGUGCCGAACGCUGCUGGCAGCACUACGUGGUAAGAGAAAGGUUGUAAGUCGAAAAACGAGAAGAUUGCUGGACAAAUACAAAUCAUUUCAUGCUGCUUGUGGCAUUGCAAUUUGUGUUUUUACAGCCAUACAUGUUGGAGCUCAUGUAAUUAAUGCUGUCAACUUUUCUACGAACUACAACAGUGAAUACACUGCACUUAACGUGGCACGGUACAAAAAUGAGGAUCCUAGGAAUAUUAUCUUCACUACUGUUCCUGGAGUGACUGGAUUCUUAAUGGUUCUAAUUUUAUUCCUCAUGUCCACUGCUUCCACAGCACCUAUAAGAACUUCAAACUAUGAUAUCUUCCUGCACACGCACAACCUCUUCUUUAUUUUCUACCUGCUGCUGCUGGUCCAUGCCUCUGGACGAGUGCUAAAGUAUCAGACUAAUGUACAAGAUCACCCUCCUGGCUGCCUCAGGCUGAAUGUGAGCACAGUGGAGGAUUAUGGGUCGGUGACUGGAGUCAAUGUAGGAGUGCCACUGAACAUUGUAUCAGAAAUCACCUCAGGACUCUUCCACGCACAUGAAGAGCUUUUAAUUAACAACACAAUGAAGAUAUGCACCAAAGAACCAACAUUUCACCCCCAUUUCCCUCAGACCUGGAUGUGGAUUUCAGCUCCCCUGUGCUUGUACUGCACUGAGAGGUUAUACAGAUAUUUCCGCAGCACGAAACCUGUGAGCAUCACUUCCGUCACUCUUCAUCCAUGUGACGUCAUUGAAAUAAGGAUGAUAAAAGAAAACUUUACAGCCAGACCCGGUCAAUACGUCGUUCUGCAUUGUCCCAAAGUGUCAGCGCUGGAGAAUCAUCCGUUCACGCUGACAAUGUGCCCUACAGAGACCAAAGCAACCUUUGCUGUUCACAUGAAGGUAGUGGGAGACUGGACAGAAAGAUUGUGUAGCCUGCUGACAUCACAGUGCAGUCAAGGUUCAGAAAUUCUUCCAAUUUUCCAGCAGAGAAAAAACCCAAAAGUUUACAUUGAUGGUCCCUUUGGAAGCCCUUCAGAAGAAGCCUUGAACUAUGAGGUCAGUCUCUGUGUCGCUGGAGGCAUCGGUGUCACUCCAUUUGCAUCAAUACUUAACCAGUUACUAGACAGCUGGAGGGAAUACAAGCUGCAAAGACUUUAUUUUAUCUGGAUAUGCAGAGACGUCCAGGCUUUCCUGUGGUUCGCUGAUUUACUGUGUGCGCUACACAAAAAGCUUUGGCAAGAAAACCGUCCUGACUACAUGAACAUCCAUCUGCACCUCAGCGAGACGGAAGGGAUGCAGAAAAUAAUUGGUGAAAAAUACCAGGCUUUGAACUCCCGUCUUAUUACCGGACGCCCGCGCUGGAAACUUUUGUUUGAUGAGAUAGCCAAAUCUAACAGACAGAAAUCGGUGGGAGUGUUUUGCUGCGGCCCAAAGGGACUCUCCAAAGAUCUUCACAAAAUGUGCAAUCGUCCUAACCGUUAUGGAACGCGGUUUGAAUACAACAAAGAGUCCUUCAGUUGAGAUUAAAUACACGGCAGGGGAGACCAAGUGCAAUUAACACGAACCAAAGAACCUUAAUCAAUAGAGUGACGCAAAUCACUACGAUUGACUCUUAUCCACGUUGCAGCUAUUUAAUUAAUGAAGGGAUUACUGCUUACAAAACAAUGUUAAUUGUGGCUUGUUCUAUGCACUGUAUUUUUCUAACAAAAUACUUGACAUCCAUUGAGAAAAAGACCCCAUUUUACUGAAAUAUCUCAUGAAAAUGCAGUCAACCGAAAGGGCAUUCUGUAGAUUUCAAUGGCACUUUUUAUGUAUGCUUUCUAUUGAUAGGGAAAGGGAAGGGAGAAUUACUAAUUAUCUUUUUAUGCAAACCUAUUUAAAUAUUUACUUUUGUUCUAUGCAAUCGCUUCAGUAUUUUUGCAGUGGUGCUUAUAAUGUGACUAAAUGGUCAUUUGCAGUUUUGACCAGCGGAUUUGGCAUCGACUUGCUCUGGUGGGCAGCAUGAUUCACAUCCUCAUUUUUAUAUUCUACACAGAUGGAGUAUAGAGGAAAUAAUUGUAUGGAAAGUCUAUUUGUCGGGAGAGACAGCUAAAUAAAUUAAUAUCUAUCAGUGGAUUACAAUUUGUUUUAAUAAGUUUAUAGAUUUGGUAUGAGAUCUAAAUGAUCAUGCACAUAUCAUUCAGAUACCUUAGGUGCCACUCUUAUCUUGGAUACAGUUGAACAGACUGGUUAUGCUAAAGGGGUUGUGACAAUCUGAUUGCACAAUUUAGCUAGCUUGUAAUCUUAAAAACCGUAUGCCUCGUACACAUGACCGUUUUUCUCGGCAGGAAAAAAACUAAGGGCCAGAUCCACGUAGCCU
Messenger RNA from Rana temporaria (common frog), 2997 nucleotides. RefSeq names its product NADPH oxidase 4 (gene NOX4). The record is from RefSeq and is a predicted model, not a curated record. The coding region runs from base 408 to 2159 and encodes 583 amino acids. The transcript has 18 exons. Lineage: Eukaryota; Metazoa; Chordata; Amphibia; Anura; Ranidae. Gene Ontology annotation, biological process: defense response; superoxide anion generation. Gene Ontology annotation, cellular component: NADPH oxidase complex; plasma membrane. Gene Ontology annotation, molecular function: superoxide-generating NAD(P)H oxidase activity.